GUUGGCACCAACUCACACGUGUUUGUGUUAAAGUAGUAAAUGGUCUCAUUUGUCACAUAUUUUUGGAUUUGUUUAAUUUUUUCAAAUUAUUUAGCUCCGUUCUAGCCAACGAAAUUAUUCGCAAAUAAUUAAAAGUAAAUAUAAAUAAUGGAAGUGUUAAACGAACCUAUUCGACAAGAAAUGAUGAUAUUAUGUUGUAUUUGCGGUAUUGGUAUUGAACCAAAUCCAGCAAAUAUGUGUGUAGCAUGUCUACGAACUCAAAUAGAUGUCACUGAGAGUAUUCCUAAACAAGCAACAAUUCAUUUCUGUAAAGGCUGUGAAAGAUAUUUACAACCACCUGCCGAAUGGAUUCAUGCUGCAUUAGAAUCCAGAGAGUUAUUAACAUUAUGUCUAAAAAGAUUAAAGGGUCUAAAUCGAGUGAAAUUAAUCGAUGCUGGGUUUGUAUGGACAGAACCUCAUUCUAUGAGAUUAAAGGUAAAAUUAACAGUACAAGCUGAAGUUAUGAGUGGAGCAAUUUUGCAACAAGUAUUUAUAGUUGAAUAUACUAUAAAUCAUCAAAUGUGUAAUGAUUGUCAUCGAACAGAAGCUAAAGAUUAUUGGCGUGCAUUGGUACAAGUGCGACAAAGAGCGACAAAUAAAAAAACAUUUUAUUAUCUAGAGCAAUUAAUUUUGAAAUACAAAGCACAUGAACAAACUUUGGGCAUAAAACCUAUUCAUGAAGGUCUAGAUUUCUUUUAUACAAAUGAAGCGACAGCACGAAAAAUGGUUGAUUUUCUUUCAAGUGUUAUACCUUGUCGUUAUGAUCAUUCCAAAAAAUUGAUAUCACAUGAUAUCCAUAGCAAUAUUUAUAAUUAUAAAUUUACAUAUAGUGUGGAAAUAGUUCCAAUAUCAAGAGAUAGCGUAGUAUGCCUUCCAAGAAAAUUAAGUCAUCAACUUGGAGGAAUAAACGCAAUUUGUCUAGUAUAUAAAAUUACAAAUUUUAUACACUUAAUGGAUGUAGCAACUGGACAAAUUGCAGAGUUAAAUGCUACACUUUACUGGAGACAUAGUUUUAAUAGUAUUUGUGACCCAAAGCAAUUGAUAGAAUACACAGUAAUGGAUAUUGAACAAAUAAAAUACAAGGAUAUAAAAUUUUUCCCUGGACAGGGAACUAUUUCACAUAAGCAUGUAAUAGCAGAUGUGUGGGUGGUUAGAAGUUCGGACUUAGGAUUGAACGAAAACUUAAUUCAUACACGCAGUCAUCUUGGUCAUAUAUUGAAACCCGGUGAUACAGUUCUAGGGUAUGCUCUUAGUGAGAGUAACAUUAAUGAUGAGAAUUUUGAAAGAUUGAAUAAAGACGUAAUACCAGAUGUAAUUUUAACAAAAAAGAAUUAUACACAAGAUAGAGCAGCGCGUCGUAGAAUGAGGGCUUGGAAAUUAAAACAUAUGAUAGAAGAUAAAGACAGUAUAGCUACAGAUAAUAAUGAUUAUUAUGAAUUUUUGGAAGAUAUUGAAGAAGAUCCAGAAAUGAGACAAAAUAUAAAUAUUUUCAAAGAUCCUAGGAAAUCUAUUCCAGUUGAUACCAAUGAAUUAUCUGAUCCUAGUUAUCCGCAAAUUAGUCUUGAAGAAAUGCUCGAGGAUCUCUCUAUUGAUGAUAUCGAAAUACCUCAUGUUUUAUAAUAACGAUUUGAAUAAAAUUAUGUAUUAUUAA
This is a messenger RNA of Frieseomelitta varia, 1690 nucleotides long. RefSeq names its product 60S ribosomal export protein NMD3 (gene Nmd3). Gene Ontology annotation, molecular function: ribosomal large subunit binding. Bases 148 to 1659 code for a protein of 503 amino acids. The transcript is spliced from 11 exons. The record is from RefSeq and is a predicted model, not a curated record. Gene Ontology annotation, cellular component: nucleus; cytoplasm. Gene Ontology annotation, biological process: ribosomal large subunit export from nucleus. Lineage: Eukaryota; Metazoa; Arthropoda; Insecta; Hymenoptera; Apidae.